GAACGUUCCAAACUUAACGCCUUUGCCUUGUAAACCUCUGCGAGACUGUGAUAGCAGAGUGAAGCUGUAGCCCUUCUAGCUUUCUCUCCGGCGAGCGGAGACAAAGAUCGAGGCUUGGGAAGUGGGAUCGAGGAGUGUAUAUUGAAGGAAUAGUAUCAGCGAAAACCCAUAACUCAAAAUCAUCUUAAAGCAUAGAAAGGGGGAAAAAAAGGCAAAAUGGGAAGGGAGAGAGAGACUCAAAACCCGCAGCAACAGCAAGUCUCCUUCACCGUCGAACAGCUUGUAGCCGUCAAUCCCUACAAUCCAGACAUACUUCCAGAUCUGGAAAACUACGUUAACGAGCAGAUUUCAUCGCAAAAAUACAGUCUGGAUGCAAAUCUAUGCCUGCUUCGCCUCUAUCAGUUUGAACCAGAAAGAAUGAGCACCCAAAUUGUUGCUCGCAUUUUGGUUAAGGCACUGAUGGCAAUGCCAGCUCCAGAUUUUAGCCUAUGUCUAUUUUUGAUUCCUGAGCGAGUGCAAAUGGAGGAAAAGUUCAAGACAUUGAUGGUUCUCUCACAUUAUUUGGAGACUGGAAGGUUUCGCCAGUUCUGGGAUGAAGCAGCUAAGAGUCGCAACAUAGUUGAAGCCGUGCCAGGUUUUGAGCAAGCUAUCCAAUCGUAUGCUAUUCAUCUGCUUUCUUUGACUUAUCAAAAAGUUCCCCGGUCUGUGCUGGCUGAGGCAAUCAACAUUGAAGGUCUGUCCUUGGACAAAUUCCUUGAACAACAGAUGACCAACUGUGGCUGGAAGAUUGAGCAAGGGCAUGGUAAGGGCCAAUUCAUUGUCCUACCCAGCAAUGAGUUUAACCAUCCCCAACUCAAGAAAAAUACUGCAGAUGGUAUCCCGUUAGAGCAUAUCACUCGAAUCUUCCCCAUUCUUGGCUGAACUUUGCAGUGGGUAGGAUUAUUUUGAAAUUGCUCUCUGCUUGCAGCAGUUGCUUGGGUCCUAAGUUACUUGCUGCUUCUAAUCGUUUUCUUUUCUUUCGUUUGUCAUACUGCUUAAUUGUAAUAGGGUCUGCAGUAAACUUUUCUAUUUAAGUUCAAGUACAAACGCAGGAGCAGAAUUGAGAAACCUGAUGAUUCAUUGUUUCUAUUCUUUAGCUAUGAGUUUACAGUCUUGGAAACGAAAAGUUAUUGAAAUUCUCUUUUUUUUUAAGGGAC
Messenger RNA from Manihot esculenta (cassava), 1196 nucleotides. RefSeq names its product eukaryotic translation initiation factor 3 subunit K. Gene Ontology annotation, biological process: regulation of translational initiation. Gene Ontology annotation, molecular function: ribosome binding; translation initiation factor activity. The record is from RefSeq and is a predicted model, not a curated record. NCBI's taxonomy places the organism in Eukaryota, Viridiplantae, Streptophyta, Magnoliopsida, Malpighiales, Euphorbiaceae. The transcript has 8 exons. The coding region runs from base 217 to 921 and encodes 234 amino acids. Gene Ontology annotation, cellular component: eukaryotic translation initiation factor 3 complex; cytoplasm.